AUGACGAUGACGUCAGAGCCUCCAACAGAGCGGUCAGUCAUGGGAGUAAUAAGGGCAGCUCGGCCUUUCUUCGGUAACGCCUACGACAAGGUAGCCUUCGCCGUUCACGCGACUCUAUUCGCUUCCGGUUUCGUCCUCCGCGCCACCGGUCCGGCCGCCUUUUCAAGCAACAACACCAAUCCGUUUCCCGCCGGCAGGUACAAGGAGGUUGGAAUCAACGAUUGGAACCAAGUCCAGCCUAAUUACGCCUUUGUGUAUACCAAACCCAACUUGCAUCCCAAAUCGGGUAAUGUUUCCAACUUGGAGAACAUAGUGGUAAAGUGCCUAGGGUUGAAUGGUAAACUACACGUGGAUGCCCUAAGCAAAGGAGUGGACCCGAGCAGUCCUCAUGUGAUUGCCCAAAUGGAGAUCAACGUCGAGGAUUACGUGCCGGAGGAGACGAUUAAGGGAGCAACAAAUUUUAUGAAUCGAUACUAUCAUGAUUACAAUUCAAUGUUUGAGGAUUUGGGAGAUCUUGUGAGAUUUGUUCAUAACGAUAUCGUGACUAAGUUGACUAGUCCACCGUCGUGGCAGUCACGUCAGCCUACCGUCAUCUUGGGUAAGUUCGGAUCCGAGGUGAAGAAGCCAACGGAGCAAUCAGUGUGGGAAGUAAUGGUGGCAGCCCGGCCUUCCUUCCGGAACGGCUACGACAAGCUGGCUUUCGCCGUCCACGCGACCAUUUCCGCCUCCGGUUUUGUCCUCCGCGCCACCCGCCCGGUUACCUCCUGGGUAUUGGAUUUGUAUUCUUCCAACCCUUACGACAAGGUUGACAUUCAAUUCUGGGAUCAAGACGACAAACAUUACGCCUUCUUGUACUCCAAACCAGGCGACCGCUCCCGUAAUUUUUAUGUUAAAUGUUUCGUCGAGAACGGUUACUUGGAAGUUAUUGCCCGAAAACUAGGUUCUACUCGGAUACGUUCCCGAUUGCGAAUCAACAUCAAGGAUCACGUGACCAAUGAAGCUAAUACUAUUAAGAAUAAAUAUAGUUACGGUUCAUUGUUCAAGAAUUUCGAGAAGCUGGUGAGAGAUGUUUAUGAUGGAGUUGUGUAUUCACUUCGUUACUAGUCCUCCUCUAUAGUUUCAGUAAUCAUCAUUCAACGCGUUUAUCUCCUUCUACGGCAGACUACUAUCCGCCGGCCAGCUUCUUUCCAGCGUCCUAGGAGACAGCUGCUGUUUCGCCGUCCACCCGGAGUUCAAGAGCUUCUUUCCUUUCCGUCAAAUAAUGAGUCUUAAUUAUUCUCUUGUUGAGAUAAAGGGUAGUUUGGUUCUAUUCUUUUUGCACUUUUUUUUUUGCACUUUGUUGAUGUUACUCAACCUCUACAUUAUACUAGGCAGUCUUGGUUACGUUGCUCCC
Oldenlandia corymbosa var. corymbosa is the source of this 1393-nucleotide messenger RNA. Lineage: Eukaryota; Viridiplantae; Streptophyta; Magnoliopsida; Gentianales; Rubiaceae. The record is from the annotation of a GenBank genome assembly.